Messenger RNA from Verruconis gallopava, 2577 nucleotides. RefSeq lists its product as uncharacterized. The coding region runs from base 1 to 2577 and encodes 858 amino acids. NCBI's taxonomy places the organism in Eukaryota, Fungi, Ascomycota, Dothideomycetes, Venturiales, Sympoventuriaceae. The transcript has a single exon. The record is from RefSeq and is a predicted model, not a curated record.
AUGGGCGGCGAAUCGGAAGCCGAGCUGUACAAAGAUCUGUUAGGUCGAGACAGUGCAUGGGAGACAAUUACAAACAGGGAAGGCAAUGAGGACGAGCAUAGCUCUGGGCUCGUCAGCGACGAUAACGACGAGCACUACUACACGCCGGUCGAGGACGAGCACCCAUCGGAAGCACGUCAGAAUACUGGUUCCGCUGGUGGUGAUCAUGGCAAAAAGCUCCUGAGGAAACGCGGUGCCUACGAGGCUGGUGAUGCGAACGAACGCGAAGACGAUGAUGUCGCCUCAAGACGGGCUAGCACGAUGAUGGCUGGGUCAGUCGGACGACAAGACAGUGUUGAAGGGAACCAGAAGCGGGUGGCCAGAAGUCCUUGCUUGGCUCUGUCGAAAGCGAAGGCAAGGACGGUGAACAGACAUUCGAACUCUUCACCAAGCGCAUCGUCCGAGGCCGACUGGUCGCGGCGUCAUAGGCCGGGUGAUAGAUUGUACGGCCGAUUUACGACACUCAGCCCGUCUCCGGGACAGCACGCAGGCGACGAUGAGAGCGGCGGUUCAAGACGCUGUGAAGGCGUCGAAGUUGGACCAAGAGCGACUACGCCUGUCCACCAGUCGACGACGCGACCCACCGUGCUCUCAGUGCCAAACCCAGACGGCAAACAAGCCAUGUCAAGUGCCAGGAGCGAAAUCAGGGGCUCACCGCCCCAGGUAGAGAUCUGCAGCGACGACGACGGAUGCCAAGAUGCCUGCUCGUCGUUGGCGAACGUGUCGCCGUCGCUGUAUUCCUCCGAUCUGAGUCCCGACACCGUAAAUAACCAUGGUGCAACGCUCGUGCAAAAACUCGCGAGGCGGAAGAAGCGUGUUACUUUCCACAUCGACAACGACAGCAGCGACGCCGCCGCGGCCGGCGACGUCGACGACGACGACGAUAAAGAAGAAGAAGAGUGCCAGCGCGUCUCGUCUCUCACCGGCGGCAUACAGAGACUCUUUCCUCUUGCUGGUGGCAUUGUGCAAUCCAAGCCCACAAGCUCGAGGUAUAGGACUGCGCGCUUCGAUUCCGAACAGAGCCGAGACGGCGCCCUUGCGCCUUUGUGUUCUUCGGACUCUUCUGAGACGGAAGCCGAUCACGGUCCUCGCGCGACGCGGCCUCUCAACUACAGGUCAAGCCUGGAGAGUAUGUUGACGCUCAUGGCCCCUGAGUUGGGCAUGGUCGAGUGCGAGCUGGAUCGCGAAGUUGGCCUUGCCGAUGAAGAGGGUGGCUUUUGCACUGGUUCGAGCUGUCAAGGUCGUUCGAAAGCCGGGCAUGUCAACAGCUAUCUGCAGCAGCCAACCGCGCGGAAGGUGGCACCCGUGGAGACGCAUGUUGCUGUUGAAAAUCCCCCCCAAUUCCCACGCUUGAGGUCGACAAGGGCCUGGUGGCAGAAGUACGGGCGGAACAUGGCUCUACGGGCGCAUUACGAACUGAAAUUGACGACUCGUCACCAGACCAGAAACCCGCCCGAUUGUAGUUCUUCUCAGUCUUCUCGAUGGGCAAGUGAAAGAACCAGCAAGCCGUCGAACCGCUUGGGAGGUCCUGCAAGGCCACUUGUUGAACCAACUCGGGCCAGAGGAGCUACGAGCGGUUCUGAAUAUCCUCCAAACCUCGAGAGGAACAGUGUAGACGCGUCUCAGCCAACUGAAGUCGUGCUCAUCAACACCAGCUCUCGCUCCGCAGAGAACAAUAGAACGCUCAGAUCCGGCUUGUCGUUGCGGUCAGAUCCAAAUCCAGCCUUGCCGAUGGAUGCGAAAACGGCGGUAGGAAACAGAGGCCAGAUCCUUGACGCGGUCGCGGCCUCGCGCUCCUCGUCAAGCUCUACGAAAUCGCAAAACUUCUCUCGGCCGUUUAGGCAGCCUGGCCAGCCAUCUGUGAACGGGGCCUGUUCGGGCGCCUCAACAAUCAAGGGAGGCGCCGUCACGAGCGGCGAGGCCGCGCCGACUGCACCGGCGCCCAGGUCUAUCGCGUCGUCGCACCACCGCCCUUUCCGGCCCUCUUACUCCGAGUCGUCCCGGCUGCAGCUGUCCCGGCACCACGCGUGGACGAUCCGCGAACGGAUGCUGGUCCAGGCGCGACGGGGUUCGGCGUCGCGGCGACGCCGUGUGUCAAGACAGCGUCUGCCCGACGACGCAACGGUCAGCCUCGACGCUGCCUGCACGUACUGGAACGCGCAGGUGCGACUGCUCCAGAGGCUCGACAAGACGUGCAAAAGGACGCCCGUGAGAACCGCCCUGCCGCCAUCGCCGUGCUCUUCCUGCACUGGAUUCCCCGACGCGUUCGAAUACAGACAGACGACCUGGUCUCGAGUCGAGCGGGCCUUCAGCGGGCUGUGCCACUUCCUGUCCCGGUUUCCGUCCCCCAAGUCAUGCCUCGGACAACCGGCAAACCAAACCGCGUUGGUGAAGUAUCCCCGAGCCUUGGGCGGGUCAUAUUCACGCGCGCAAGACUGGACUCGAAGAACGGACGAAGUUGCACGCGUCCGGUUUCGAGGCAAUCAAGACAUUGACGUCGAAAGCAAGUCGGAUUUGAGGAUCACGUAUCCGGAGUGA